AUGACGGCACCUCUUCGUAAUACCCAGCAUGCCUCAGCCAUAGCCGCGAUCACCGCCUCCCAGAACAGCGCGCCCGUGGCAGAAUUUCGUUGCCUCUAUACACAAGACGUCAAGAGGAAGCAGAAGCGGUGGCAGGAUGGCUAUCUCAAGUUCCAUACCUUCAAUAGCCGGGUCAUGGUAUAUGACCAGGCAAGGAAUUUUCUGGGAGAUACCUAUCACAAAGACAGCAGCGAGCUGCAGGAGGGCGACGAACUGAGCCUGAACAAUGGCGCUCUAGUAGAGGUCGCCGAGGCCAUGGGCAUCACACAUACCGAUCUGACCCAACUACUUGAGAAGAAAACGAAAGAUCCGCCACCCCGCCCGACCGCUCCUUCCCAGCCGAAACCGUUCCAGAGGCCAUCCUCAGUGGCACCGACUAAUGCUCAGCGAAGUGCAUCCCAACUGCGCCACAAAUCGCUCAAUACACUGCUUGGGACACCAAAAGGGCCAAUUGGAAAGGCUCAGCCCAUGAAAUCUCCAUACGAGGCUCGCAAGGAAAAGGAGAAUGAACUGGUUGAGGAACCCACCCCGAAGAGACAAAAGACUAGCCAGCCACGCACAAACUGGAGAGCAUCUAGCCCAGUCCAAGAAGACAGCCCCAUAGCGAAGAGAGACUCGGCUGUACAGGUACAACCGUCAGACACAGCGAACGCUCGGAAACCUGCCAAGUUCAUACCGCCGACAGCGACUGUCAUCACGAUAGAGUCCGAGUCCGAUCCUCACCCGGCGGACUUGUCCGACGUCACUCUCCCGAGCACACCCCCGAAACUUGCCAGAGCAAGAGCACGAUCGAGCGCACUUCAUACCCCAGCACCACAGCCCGCUGUACCUCAGCAGCCACCCGUACAAACCCCAAGAAUACCGAAAGGCAAGGUGCCAGUACCCAGUGUACGAGCGUUGGAGACUCCGAAGCAACGAGCGCCACCGUCUUCACCUCCAGUGAGCGCCUCAAAUCGCCUGACGAACGUCGACUUCGCGUUACAACCAACAAAGCAGCCACCCAAAGACCCCACUCCGCCACCACUUUCGCCUCCUCCUAACCGCAAAGCAAAAUCUCUUCGAUUGUCGGCGGGUGUAAAGCGCGGAACCUUGCUGUGUCAGUCGCUGCCUCAGAAGACCACAAGGGCAGCUAGUGAGGCCAGAGUGACCAGUUCCAACGUCAGAGCUCGACCGGUAUCACGCGUCACGAGCAAGGAGCCAUCACCUGCAAUAUCACAGAACAGUAAUCCGCCACAAGAGGUCGCCUCUGCAGCGUCGAAACGGGUGCCUAAAGCCAAGCGAAGAAAUACAGAGGCACAGGAUGGUGAUAGUCUCGCACCAAAGAGAGCCAGAGUCUCCAGAUCUCCCCCGCUUCCAUCACCGAGUGUUUCCGAAGAUCCAGAAGUUAUACAUGGCCUCAUGGACCAGCAACUAAUAAUCCCCUCGUCUCCACCUCAGCCUCAGUCCGUGUUCUUGCCAGAGACAGUCUCCGAACCCAAGCCUACCACUACCAAGAAACUGGCGGACAAGACACCGAUUGAACCGCCAGCUAAACGUCAACCUACAAAGUCAAAAUCUCCUCCAUCAGUCAAGACAAUCCGAAAAGCACAGCCACGAAACAACGUCGUGGAGAAGCCUGCAUCAACGCGCAAAGCUCCAUCGCCCCCUGUACCGGUUCUUGAUCCACCGACACCAGCAUCACGAGACGUCUCGCCAGCGCACACUGAAGCAUCUGAAACACAAUCACGCACAUCAUCAACUUCGCCUCGCAAAGUCCCACUCUCAACCGGCGGCUUCCCUAAGCGGCCACCGAAGCGAACCAAAAAGCAAUCAGCCGCAACGCCCUUAGUACAGGAGGAACCAGCUCCAGCCCCUCGUAAUGAGUCUGUACCUCUUCCGCCGCAUCCUCUCCGAGCGAACAAGAAAGGUCCCAUGAUGAGCACAACGGAACUCGCAUCUCUCCUCCAAAAGCCCCACAACCUAGCCAAAGUCCUUCCCGACCCCAUCGAAGACGUCUCAAACAUAACCAGCGCAGGCAAGUCGCCGAGCCGAAACUUCAGACGCGUAAGAAGCGAAAACGACGCACCUAUACCCAGCACAGCAGAUGACUGGGAGAAGCGCAAUCUGCCCAAAACGUCCAGCAACAUAGCCGAUACCGUAGACGAUCCACCCAUCACUCCCGUCGUGACCGAAGAACCAAAGAAGAAGAAAAGCAGUGGACUGGAUGCGCUCAUCAAACGAACUGAUCCUAGAAGGAAGUUCAAGAGGACGCAGAGUCUGCAGGUGGAGACUAAUGUGCAACCUGAUGCUGCUAAUAUGGGAGAGGUUGAGCUACCUAGUCCGGUUGUAGAUAAGGAUGUUGGGCCGUGGAGUACGGAGGCGGGAGAUCUUUUUGAUUGGAGGCCCCCGGGGAGGGAGUGA
Molecule: messenger RNA, 2439 nt
Organism: Alternaria ethzedia
Lineage: Eukaryota; Fungi; Ascomycota; Dothideomycetes; Pleosporales; Pleosporaceae
Exons: 1
Coding region: 1-2439 (812 amino acids)
Biological process (GO): double-strand break repair
Cellular component (GO): nucleus; site of double-strand break
Source: RefSeq, a predicted model, not a curated record